Bombyx mori (domestic silkworm) is the source of this 6410-nucleotide messenger RNA. RefSeq names its product kinase D-interacting substrate of 220 kDa B (gene Arms). The coding region runs from base 1289 to 6136 and encodes 1615 amino acids. Gene Ontology annotation, molecular function: PDZ domain binding; protein kinase regulator activity. The record is from RefSeq and is a predicted model, not a curated record. The transcript has 26 exons. Lineage: Eukaryota; Metazoa; Arthropoda; Insecta; Lepidoptera; Bombycidae.
AAAUUGAGACAAUAUGUCUCUACCCCCGCAUAUACCCGAUCCAAAUGGAAGUGACAACGAAUACGUGCAUAUACGAUGCCUCAUUGCAAACAUACACAAACAAAAAAAUGUAUCGAGACCUCCAUCUACGGCGUCAGAUAAGGGUUCAGUAUUAGAAGUUGUCAAAGAAUCACCGACAUCUUCGGACUCGGAGAAUUGUUCAGGAUCGGAUAUCUCCAAGCCAGACGUAACUGAAGAACUAACGCCGCCACCACGUGCUAAAAGUAACAGCUUCGCAGGUUCUAUGCUGUCACUUCCGAUGCAGCAUAACAAAAGACGUCGGCCUUCGUUCCUUCAUCUGCAAAUCGGCGGUAAUUCAGAAAGUCCGGGACCUGUCUCAGCCGGACCCCACCUCAGCGUUCCCCGGUUCACCGUGACUGCCCCGCCCGGAGAGCACCACCGUCGUUUCAGUCAUGGCUUCGCAGCAUUCCAUGGAUUCGCAUUGCGACGUCACUCCAACACGGUCUGCGCAAUGAAAGAUACAAGUGUGAACAUGAUGUGUUUCUUGUGAUAUGUUUUACGAUGAAAGUUUUGUGUUUAUUGCAUUAUCAUUAACCUGCAGCUUUGCAUGAUGCAAAAACUGCUCAAUGCACGUAUGACAAAAAAAAACUUAGUUUUCCCCAAUGAGAGCAUUUCCAGCAAUACCUAGAGCAUGCCUAUAAAAACGUAAGUCUAACAAGUGAUUUUCGGUUAUCUAAAAUUUAGUGUCCUUUCAAUGUUUUUAUGUAAUAAAUGUUAUGUUAGUUAUAUUAAUUACAUAAUAAUGAAAAGCAUACCAUACAGAAAGCUAAUAAUAGCGCAGAUUAUCUAAAUCGUAUAUCAUUUAAUUAAUUUAAUAAAUUAAAUUGUUGACAGACUAAUUGUUUUUGCGUUUGGGCACGUUAAUCUGUGUAUGAGAUAAGCUAGGGUUCUAGUGUUCCAUUUAGAUCUAUUGAAAAACAUAUUAAAAGUCAUUUUUUUAAAGCGCACAUUAAAUUGCAAGCUCACGCUUGUGGUUGCGUAUGUUAUAAAAUCAUUAUAUUGUUCAAAAUUUGCCACGUAAAAUCGGUUUACUCCAAACAUUAUAAUGCGUACUUUAUUGGGCUACCUUGCGAUACCCGUUAUCAUUAUAUCUAUAAAAUAUAAAUUAUGUUCAGUGUUAGUUGCGAACCGAGUCGUGUGAACGUUUGCAUGUGCCGUUGACAAUAAUUCUACAUUAUUGUUUAUCAUCACUAAGGCAGAACGAUAGUUUUGUUAAAAAAUAAUAUUAAUGGUUGCCAAACCUACCAUGUUACGUUGGAGUCUGCAACCGAUCGAGAGCCUCCACCGCAGCGAGUCGAUGGUGUCUCUCGCGUGCUUCAGGACCCUUUCUCAGUUGGUGAAUAGUGAGAACGUUAGUGAACUUCAGCAGUAUCUUGCGAACAACAAAAAUGUCAACAUCGACGACAAAGAUGAGAAUGGUACGACAUCACUCAUGGUCGCUGCGGAGAACGGUCGUACGGACGCGGUCAGCUUACUUCUGGAAGCGGGAGCGGACGCGGGUGCUGCCGACGCUGACGGGUGGACACCUUUGGCUUUCGCAGCGCGCGGCGGGUACUUGCCCAUUGUACGAGAGCUAUUAGAUGCAAAAUCACGUGUCGACCCCAGAGACUGUGGCGGCUGGACUCCUCUCAUGUGGGCCUCUUACAAAGGUAAUGAAGAUGUAGUGGCUUUAUUACUGGAGAAGGGAGCCGACGUACAUGCACAUGGAAACUACAACAUCAACUCGUUGGUGUGGGCGGCGGGGCGACGUCACAGCGGCGUCGUGACGCGCUUGCUGGCGGCGGGCGCGCGCGCUAACUCGUGCGACAAGUACGCGACCUCGGCGCUCACGUGGGCCGCGAGGGCCGGUGACGUCACGGCGUGCGCCGCGCUGCUACGCGCCGGGGCCGAUCCCAACACCGCCGGCAUGUACUGCUGGACCCCGCUGCUUCAGGCCACGCAAGGUAAUCACUUUGAGAUCGUCCAAAUGCUCUUGGAACACAAGCCCAACGUAAAUGCUUUAGACAAGGACGGCUACACCGCUCUCGCUAUAGCCUGCAAGGAAGGCUACUUUGACAUCGCCUUAGCUCUCAUCAACUCUGGUGCUUAUAUUAAUGUUCAGGAUCACUCGAAAGACACGCCGCUGAUACAUGCGGUCAAAGGAGGUCACAAGAACAUAGUGGAGACCCUACUGAAGAAGCACGUCGAUGUCGAUCUGGCCGGGAAAGAAAAGAAAACCCCCGUCUACACUGCCGUCGAGAAAGGACAUGUGCCCGUUCUCAAGCUUUUGCUCGCUUCUAACCCCGAUCUGGAGCAUUGUACUGCGAGCGGAGACACUCCACUGCUACGGGCCGUGAGGUCCCGGAAUGCGGAGAUGGUUCAGUUGCUGUUGGAGCGGAAGGCGCGCGUCACCGUGGCCGACAACCGCGGGGACACCGCACUGCACAUCGCCAUGAGAGCCAGGUCUAAGCAAAUCGUCGAAAUAUUAUUAAGGAAUCCAAAGCACAGUCAACUUUUGUACAAGCCUAAUAAACUAAACGAGACUCCGUACAAUAUAGACAUGAAUUACAACAAGACAAUAUUGGGUCAAAUAUUCGGUGCUCGAAAACUGAAUACGAAUGAGGACAACGAGAAUAUGCUGGGCUACGAGCUGUACAGCGCGGCCCUGGCGGACAUGCUCUCGGAGCCCAGUCUGUCUGUCCCCAUCACGGUGGGCCUGUACGCGAGGUGGGGCUCGGGAAAAUCGUUUUUAUUGAAAAAACUUAAAGAGGAGAUGAAGAACUUCGCUCGGCAGUGGAGCGAGUCUGGGUGGGCCUGGUCGUGGGCGGUGUGGUGGGGCGCGUGGCACGCGGCGCUGGGCGUGGCCGUGCUGUGCGCCGUGGCGGGCGCGCCGCCGCACCUCGCCGCCGCGCUCUGCUUCGGGCUCUUCGCCGCCAUCUACCUCGUGCUCUACCUGCUCUGGUACACAGGCAACCGAUACGAGUGGUGGUGGGCGGGAGGAGUGGUUUCAACUUUGGGUCGGAAAUUCAGUUCGUUAUUGCUGGUGCUGCAAGUUGUAUUCUGUCAUCCUCCUGGACCGAACGAUCCGCGUGCCUUACCCGCUACUCCGAUAAGAUUUCAUUUCACGGAAGGCAUGAGAGGUGGCGGACAGGAGGGAGACGCCAUGGUGGUGCAGAUGAUCGCGAGCCUGGCUGAGGCUCUCGAGUGUCAGUACGGGCGCGUCUGCACGAGACUAGCGCGAGCUUUUAGACCUAAACCGGUAUCUUCGACUUCUGGGUGGAAAUGGCGUAAAGUGUGCUGCAUUCCACACAUCAUCACGUUCGAGCUGUGCUUCACGUGCAUGCUCGUCGGGAUCUGCGUACUCGUAAUGUACUUGACUGAAAAUAGUGAGAAUCAACAACGGCGCAACAUCCAACAGUGGCUGAUGAUAGGCGCGGCGUGCGUGGCGGGCGCGGGCGUGCUCGCCAACCUGUACACGUGCGGGCGCGUGCUCGCCUCGCUCGCGGUGACGCCGCGCCGCAGCCUGGCGCGGGCGCUGCGCCGGGACGCGCCCACCGUCGCGCUCCGCCCGCACGUGCACGCGCUCACACACAUGGUGUCGUGCCUGGAUGCGUUCACGGGGCAGCAGACGCGGCUGGUGGUGGUGGUGGACGCCCUGGACAGCUGCGAGCAAGAGAAGGUCCUCACGCUACUGAACGCGGUGCACGCGCUGUGCUCCGACCCCAAUAGUCCUUUUAUACUCCUACUCGCCAUAGACCCGCACAUCAUCGCUAAGGCAGUAGAAAUGAACAGUCGUCGGACAUUCUCUGAGAGUAACAUCGGUGGUUGGGAUUACUUGCGGAACAUGGUGCAGCUGCCGUUCUACCUCCAGAACUCGGCCCUCCGCAGAGUGAAGUUGGCCCAGCAGACGGCCACCAAGCGGAUGCAACCGACCGCCGCGGAGGACUUCUCCACCUCUCUCCAGAGAUCCGUGUCGGCCCGGCGCCUGUCGUCCACGUCGGAGUUGAUGUCGAGCCAGGAGCGCAUCAAGAGCCAGAGCAAGGAGGCGGGGCGCGCGCGGCGCCUGCGCCCCUCCGAGUCGGUGGCGUCGUCCGUGGCGUCCGGCCUGCACCGCGCCGCGCCCGUGGCCGACCUGGGCCGCGUCAUGCUCACCGACGACUACUUCAGCGACGUCAACCCGCGCAGCAUGACCCGCCUCAUGAACGUGCUCUACAUCACAGGUCGCCUCCUCAAAGCAUUCCAAAUAGAAUUUAACUGGUAUCAGUUGGCUUCGUGGGUGAAUCUGACGGAACAAUGGCCAUUCCGAACGUCGUGGAUCAUCUACCACCACGAGACGUACGAAGAGCACAUAGACGACACCACCUCGCUAAAGAACAUUUACGAGAAAGUCAAACCCCUGAUGAACGGGCUCCGCGAAGCCGGCACGCUGAUGGAAUUGGAUCGCGACGAGCGCAAGCUGGAAGUGUUCCUCAGCUUCCAUCGGUCCACCCUCACCGCUGCCGAUCUGAAGAUCUUCCUGCCCUUCACGAUCAACUUAGAUCCAUACAUCAAGAAAGUGAUUAAAGAGGAACACGCCCAGACGAACGGGGAAGACGAGAUGGGUGCCGGAGCAGCCGCGGGCCCUGCGUGGGGAGCUCCACAACAACCUAAACAACCUACAUCGAAACUCUUUAACAGAAAACAUCGUGCGUCGAGUGCAGUGGCGCCCGCCCCGAGCGGCGCGCCGCCCGCGCUCUGGAUGGAGUGGCCGCAGCCGCCCCCCGCGCAGCCGCCGCCCUCCCGCAACCCCUACCAUCUGCUGCGCUCGGCCUUCCCCGCACUGAAUGACAUCUCGAACCUGCGCCUGUCGACCCUGAGCGUGGAGUGCGUGUGCUGCGUGGUGCGCGAGGGGCUGGGCGAGGGCGGGCUGCUGGCGGCGGCGGCACUGCUGGAGAACCGCGUCUGCGGACUGGCGCUCUCUGUCUGCAAACUUGAAGACCUGCAGCCGGUAUUGAAACUACCGUUCGGCGACUGGGAGCUAUUCAAAUUGCUGAUUACGAAUUUGCGUGAACUGGAAGCUAAUAUGCCCACAAACAUGCCAGCCGUAACCGUAAACUCGGAGAAAACAUCGGAGAUCGAGCCGGAUUCUAGCAAACCUCGAAUGGCGGUGGAACACCAGCGAAGCCGACCCUCUAAUGUUGAGAAACAGGUGACGCUGGAGGAGCAGAUGAUCUGCGGCGCCCUGCAGACGCUGAGCGAGGAGGCGGUGGAGGAGGUGGCGCAGUCCGAGAGCGGCGCCGACCCAGACGACGAUCCGACGCGGACUCACGACCGGCGCGACCCCUCCAUACUGAAGGGCGGCAGCGUGCGGCGCCGCGACCCGCCCGCCGUCACCUUCAACUUCGAGAACGAAGAGGAGUCGGACGACGACGGACAGAUCACGUUCAGCGCACGCCCGCGGCCCUCCGCCCUCUACCGGCCGCGUCCCGCCCCGCGCCCCUCCUCGCCUCGCUCCCGCCCCUCGUCCCUGCUCGUCGCGAACGAAGACAGCGUGGAUAGCGCCCGUCUCGCCGCGCGAUCUCGCUCCGUCGAGGACUCUUCUCGGGCACCUUCACUCGAUCAACCACUGGAUCUGAAACUUCGUAGCUUGCGCAAAACCGCCGAGAUCCUGCGAAAGGUCAGUUCUGCCGAGAGACUCACGAGACUUCGCGAUAAAAUAAUAUCGAGAAACGGAUCCCGAGACCGCAGUCCGCCGCGCGAAUACGCGACCAGCGACGACGAGUCUGCACCGCUCGUGUCAUCGGACGACGCUCGAGCCGUGCCCUCGGGCGGCGCCCAGCUGUCUCCGCGCUCCGACCUCACAGAGCUCGAGUCUCCGCGCUCCAGGGACGCGGCCUUUGAUCUGCUGCCGGAGCAGAAGACCAGCGAGAACCGUGCGACGCGCCCCGCCCUUGAACGCUCCGGCAGUUGGGCGUCCGUCUCCAACAUGGUGGAGCCGUACAACAUGCGGCUACUGUCGCACGGCACAGCGGACGGUUGCCGGUCGCUUUGGCGGCAGGACGCCCUCGACUCGGACCCGCCUUGGCCGUGGGAUGAUGAACCGGAUUCCGUGGUUUGAUGGCAUUGCGGAGUUGCGGUUAUCCAGUUUUAGCCUGUGGCUACGUUUGAGCGACAUAUACUUCUGCGGCUUCAAAGGCCGACAUCGUCACAAUAUAUUACGAAUGUAUUUCGUACUUUAUUUUAUUCAGCUUUGAAAUAUUAUCAAGCAUGUACUUAGUGUUAGUACUUACAAAAUAAAAAAGCGUCAUGCUGACGUGAAUUUAUAAUGCAUUUCAUGUUAACCAACGAUUGUGAUAUUAUGAAAACGUUAAAUAAAACUUUUUGGUUGGAAA